AUGGAGAGUGUGCUUCGCUGCCUAUCCUGCACCAGAUCCAAAUGGAUUAAUCAACCCGAAGCCUUUAGCGACCUUCGGACACCUUCGACAGCCUUCAGCAAGCUUCUGAAACCUCCAAUAGCCUUUGACGAGCUUCGAACACCUCCAUCAUUCUUCAGCAAGCUUCGGAAACCUCCGACAGACUUCGACGAGAUUCAGACACCUCCACCAGUCUUCAGCAAGCUUCAGAAACCUCUGACAGCCUUCGACGAGCUUCAAACACCUCCAUCAGUCUUCAGCAAGCUUUGGAAACCUCCGAUAGCCUUCGGCGAGCUUCAGACACCUCCAUCAGUCUUCAGCAAGCUUCAAAAACCUGCGACAGCCUUUGACGAGCUUCGGACACCUCAGUCAAUCUUCAGCAAGCUUCGGAAGCCUUCGACAGCUUUCGGCGAGCCUGUAAGACCCUCCUCAGUCUUCGCCGAGCUCCAAAGACCUUCUACAACCUCCGACGAGUUUCGGAAACCUCUGGUAGCAUUCAGUAAGCUUCGGAAACCUUUGACAAUCUUCGACGAGCUUAAGAAACCACAAUUAGCCUUGGAAGACCUACGAAAAAUUCCGACAGCCUGUAGCUACGGUCAAAAAUCUUAUAAAGUCUCCAGCGACCUUCGGACCCCCCAGUGA
This is a messenger RNA of Erigeron canadensis, 660 nucleotides long. RefSeq names its product repetitive proline-rich cell wall protein 2-like. The record is from RefSeq and is a predicted model, not a curated record. The transcript has a single exon. Lineage: Eukaryota; Viridiplantae; Streptophyta; Magnoliopsida; Asterales; Asteraceae. The coding region runs from base 1 to 660 and encodes 219 amino acids.